This is a messenger RNA of Purpureocillium lilacinum, 843 nucleotides long. RefSeq lists its product as uncharacterized. NCBI's taxonomy places the organism in Eukaryota, Fungi, Ascomycota, Sordariomycetes, Hypocreales, Ophiocordycipitaceae. Gene Ontology annotation, molecular function: oxidoreductase activity. The record is from RefSeq and is a predicted model, not a curated record.
AUGUCGGAACGCACGCUUCAAGACACACUCACCCUCGCCAAUACGGCCAAGAUCCCGCAGCUUGGCUUCGGAGUGUACAAGUCUCCCGAGUCUGUAUGCACCAGAUCCUGCCAUACCGCCCUCGAAAACGGGUACCGCCACAUCGACACGGCGCAGUUCUACGGCAACGAGGCGCAGGUUGGGCGGGCGGUACAGAGCUCGACAGUGCCGCGCCAGGACGUCUACAUCACGACCAAGGUGCUUGUGGCCGAGGACUCGGUGGAGAAGACGCUGGAAAAGUGUGUUGACAGCGUCGCAAAGCUUGAUCCAGACAGCGGCUAUGUGGACUUGUUCCUCAUCCACAGCCCCAAUCCAGGCGCCGCAAAGAGGAAGGUUAUGUGGCAGGCCCUCGAGAAGCUGCAUGAGCUCGGAAAGGCGAAGAGCAUCGGCGUGAGCAAUUUCGGGAUCAAGCACAUUGAAGAGCUCAAGGAGUAUGCGACCGUGUGGCCACCACAUGUGAACCAGAUUGAGCUCCACCCCUGGCUGCAACAACGCGACAUCUUCGAGUAUUGCCACAACCAUGGCAUCGUCGUCGAGGCAUAUUGUCCUCUCGUGCGCAACACCAGAGCGGAUAACCCGACACUGGCCAAGGUGGCCAACAAGCACUCCGUCUCCCCGAACCAGGUUCUGGUCCGGUAUAGCCUCCAAAAGGGGUGGGUACCGCUGCCAAAGAGCGACACGCCUGAGCGCAUUGCCACCAAUGCAAACGUGUUUGGCUUUGCACUCGGCGAUGAAGACAUGGCGGUCUUGGACGGUCUCGACCAGGGACACGCGGGCGCGAUUGUGCAGCCCGUCGAUAAUUGA